This is a messenger RNA of Xenopus laevis (African clawed frog), 2080 nucleotides long. It is a transcript of the gene lck.S, whose product is annotated as LCK proto-oncogene, Src family tyrosine kinase S homeolog. Gene Ontology annotation, cellular component: plasma membrane; cytosol. Gene Ontology annotation, biological process: positive regulation of multicellular organismal process. Lineage: Eukaryota; Metazoa; Chordata; Amphibia; Anura; Pipidae. Bases 333 to 1844 code for a protein of 503 amino acids. The transcript has 13 exons. Gene Ontology annotation, molecular function: nucleotide binding; kinase activity; protein tyrosine kinase activity. The record is from RefSeq and is a predicted model, not a curated record.
AGGAAGUAAGGUGACAAUUAGUAAGAAAUUAAAAUACAGACUGUAAGCGGCAGGCAAGCAAAGAAGUACAGGGGCUAAAUACAAAAGGAGACCAAAAAUAAGUUGUUACUUAUGAGAUGUGGAAUUGAGAAAUAAAGAGAGUGGAACAAAGGGCAUCCAUUGAAUGGAAUUGUGAAAGGGAGAAGGAAACAGAGAAGAAAAGGAAGAGUAACAGAAAAAGAAACAAGGGUAGUCAACUAAAGAAAACAAAUGAAGCAGAGGUAUAGGACAUGAAAUGAAGAGAUGAAGAUUACAACCUAAUUUGAGAGAUUUCUUCACAACUCACAGGAACCAUGGGAUGUGGAUGCAGCUCUGAGUAUGAAGAUGACUGGUUGGAAAAUUUUGAUGUGUGUGAACAGUGCCAUCUUCCUCGGAAGAAGACUGAGCUUAUCUCAUGCUUUGAUGUACAGGACCCUUUGGUUUCAUAUAUAGGCCAAAAUCCACCCAGUUCUCCACUGCAUGAUAACCAGGUGGUGGCCCUGUAUAAUUAUGAGCCUAUGCAUGCUGAAGAUCUUGGAUUUGAGGCUGGAGAAAAGAUGCACAUUCUGGAGCAGAAAGGAGAAUGGUGGAAGGCGACGUCUCUCCGAACAGGACAAGUUGGAUUCAUACCAUAUAACUUUGUGGCAUCUGUAAAUGGCAUUGAAUCUGAACUGUGGUUUUUUAAAGACCUGGGUAGAAAAGAUGCAGAACGUCAGCUUCUGGCUCCUGGAAAUCAACAGGGAUCCUUCCUAGUGAGAGAGAGUGAGACUAACAAAGGCUCCUAUUCUCUUUCUGUGAGAGAUCUGGAUCAAAAUCAGGGCGAGGUGGUAAAACAUUACAAGAUUCGAAAUAUGGACAGUGGUGGAUUUUACAUAUCUCCCAAAAAAACGUUCCAAACGCUACAAGAACUGGUGCAGAAUUAUAGACGUUCCUCAGAUGGGCUCUGCACCCUUUUAAAAGAGCCAUGCCAGACUCAAGUUCCUCAAAAACCAUGGUGGGCAGAUGAAUGGGAAAUACCCCGCAACAAACUGCAAUUGGUCAAGAAGCUUGGGGCUGGGCAGUUUGGUGAGGUGUGGAUGGGCUUCUAUAAUGGACACACAAAAGUUGCAAUAAAGAGCCUGAAAACUGGAUCAAUGUCACCAGAAGCCUUCUUGGCUGAGGCCAAUUUAAUGAAACAGUUACAGCACCCACGAUUGGUUCGUUUAAAUGCUGUUGUAACUCAGGAGCCCAUAUAUAUUGUGACAGAGUACAUGGAGAAAGGCUGCCUUGUGGAUUACUUAAAAACCCCAGAAGGUCUCAAAUUAACCAUCUAUAAACUGAUAGAUAUGUCAGCUCAGGUUGCAGAAGGAAUGGCUUUUCUAGAACGCAAAAAUUAUAUCCACCGAGAUCUGCGAGCUGCAAAUAUUCUUGUGUCUGAGUCUCUGUGCUGCAAGAUAGCUGAUUUUGGACUGGCUCGAGUAAUAGUGGACAAUGAGUACACAGCUAGAGAAGGAGCGAAAUUCCCUAUUAAAUGGACAGCCCCUGAAGCGAUAAAUUACGGGACUUUUACAAUCAAAUCAGACGUGUGGUCAUUUGGUGUACUGCUGACUGAAAUUGUCACUUAUGGAAGAAUUCCGUACCCAGGCAUGACUAAUCCAGAGGUCAUAGAAAAUCUGGAAAGAGGGUAUCGUAUGCCUCAGCCAGACAACUGUCCUAUGGAAUUGUAUGAGCUGAUGCUUCUCUGUUGGAAGGAAGAGCCUGAGGAAAGACCCACAUUUGAAUUUCUUCGAUCCUUGCUUGAAGAUUUCUUCACAGCUACAGAGGGCCCAUAUCAGUCUCAGCCAUAGGAAGGUUAUUCUGAAAAUGCAUGUCUGAAAACAAAUGGAUACCACCUUUAAGGGUCAUAUAAACCCCAGCUCUUAUUAGCCCUCAGUAGGAAGCAACCAAAGAAGUAGUUCUGAGCUGGUACUGUUUGAUAAGAUGGAACCUUAAUCCAAAUUUGGAUUUGGUACUGAAAGGACCAGUAACAUCAAUUUUUUUAAAAAAAAAAAAAAAUCAUUAGUGUACUAAUUAAAAAAACACC